UAGAAAGAAAAAAAACAUAAACAACGCGGACAAAUGAUUUGUUAAUGCAUUAGCUUUUUUUUUUAAAUUAAGCGAAAUUAAAUUCAUUUAACAAGUGAGCAAUGAACAUUGUCCUUUCCUGAGCUGAACACAAUCCCUCCCAUUCGCCAGACAGCAGAAACAAACAAGACAUUCGCCAGCAACGGUUUGACGGUUGCUACGGAGACGAACUUCGCAUUUAGCAGUCCUUGGACGGUGGCUUCCAAUCAACAAGCAAAUUUGUGUAGUUAACAACAGGCGCGUAUUACGAAGCACAGGGAAAUCCAUCCUUGCGUUACAGUUAGUCGACUGGCAACCAACCGGGCGCAUGGUGGUGGGCUUUUUUAGUGACACAGAGUUUGCUAAAGACAUUUGCCUGUUUAAAAAACAAAUUGACUGAAAACUGGACAUCAGAAUGAUGUCCAAAGAGGACGAAGAAGCUUUCGAGGCAGGAUUAAGCAAGGUGGAUGAAGUGAUGCGAAUUCUCAGCCUAAUGACCAGUGGCGACAAAGCCAAGGAGCAGAUGGGUGUCGCGUUCGCCGACCAAUUUCUUGGCUCAGACAAUGCCACGAAGCGAAAGGAAGAAACGAAUGUGGAAAACUUUAUCGUCCGCGUCAAUCAGGAACGGACGGUUAUCAACACAGCCGACGAGCCGCCGCUCGAGCAACCGAUGCAGGACAAAUAUGCUUUUAUGGCUGAAAUUGAACGAGAUGCAGCCAGGCGGGCGGCAGAACGCCGCGAGCGGGAACAAGUUGCCCAAGGAUUACGGCGUGCCGGUAACCGAGCCUUUCGACGUGGCGAGUACGAACAAGCGAUCAACAUGUACUCGAAGGCAAUCGAUCAAAUCCGCGACAGCCCAAUACUGUACAACAACCGUGCGCUGGCCUACAUCCGGAUCGAGCUGUACAAACGUGCGAUCAUCGAUUGUGACUUCGUACUGAGCAAGCUGGAUGAGAAAAACCUACGUUCGUGGAUUUUCCGAGCCCAAGGUUAUUACAGACUGGGGGAGAUGAAAGCGUACGAGAAAAGUGUGGCCGAAGCGCGGAAGCACAAUCCCCGUGAACUACCGUAUAUCGAUCGGAUUGUGCGUGAAAUCGAGGGCAGAUCAGCGACGACGGAAGUAGUGAGCGAUCAUCAAACUGGAGCAACUGGUGCGGGGCAAUCAGAAGAAUCUGUGGCCCAAGCGACCGGUGCGAUAGCUCAGGAUCGAUUUGCCACGAAACCUUUGCCCAUGGACGACGUACAAUCUUCUUCAUCCGGAGAACUUUCGGAAGGUUAGAUGGAAAAAACCAUCGUUUCCCCCCGCCGGAAGGUCCCGGACACCACAUAUUUGCUCUAUAAUAAAACAUCACAUUGUGGAAACUUCCAGUUGAACAAA
This is a messenger RNA of Anopheles funestus (African malaria mosquito), 1396 nucleotides long. Its product is annotated as tetratricopeptide repeat protein 12-like. The record is from RefSeq and is a predicted model, not a curated record. Lineage: Eukaryota; Metazoa; Arthropoda; Insecta; Diptera; Culicidae. The coding region runs from base 434 to 1297 and encodes 287 amino acids. The transcript is spliced from 2 exons. Gene Ontology annotation, molecular function: protein binding.